CUUUGGGAAGAAAGCGGCGGCUGCGGAGGGAGGGGUGCUGGGCGACAAGGAGACGGAGAGAGAUGCUGCUCUCUUGAAGGGCCAGCCGAGCAGGAGAGAAGGAACAGGAGGAGGAUGAAGGAGCCAAGAGCCCUGCGGACAGCUGGGGGGCUUUGGUCGCAUGACGGUUUUGCACCAGGGGUAGGGUUGGGAGUGCUUGUUUUUACCCCUCUGGCGGUACAGAGGAUUAGAGGAGGAGAAGGGCUGGAAAUCGUUCAUGGACCGGUAGGGAACGGAGAGCAGCAACUGGCACCUGGUUUUGUGCUGGUGUGUCAGAUCUGAGCAGCAGCAGCAGGUAAAACAUCGGAGGUCCGCAGAGCACUGGCUGGCCAGGUUGGUUCGGGAUUCCUGAAAACUCAGGCUUGCGAUUGCUUGGAGAGCCUAGGAGCACAGGAACUCAGACCUUUGGCCCAUCACGCUCAGUACUGUCCACACUGGCUGGUAGCAGCUCUCCAGAGUUUCAGGAAGGGGUCUCUCCAGCCCUACUUGGGGAUUGAACCAGGGACCUUCUUCACCACUGAGCUGCAACCCUUCCUCUAGGAAGCAGGUCCUCUCCACCCCAGGAUGGGUAAAUAGUAUUACCAAGUGGCUCAUUCUACACCCUCCAUACACACCAGUCAUGAGGCUCUUGCUGCUUUCUGCUUGCGUGAUGCUAUUGACCGCCUCCCGAAGUGCUGCCGUCAGCUUCCCAGAAGACGACGACCCUAUUAAUGUUGUCGACUACCACUAUUCAAGGCAAUAUCCAGUAUUUAAAGGACGCCCUUCAGGCAAUGAAUCCCAGCAUAGGCUGGACUUUCAACUGAUGUUGAAAAUUCGAGACACACUUUAUAUUGCUGGCAGGGAUCAAGUUUACACUGUGAACUUGAACGACAUUCCAAAGGGAGAAGUUGCUCCAAGCAAGAAAUUAACAUGGCGGUCAAGGCAACAGGACAGAGAGAACUGCGCCAUGAAGGGAAAACACAAAGACGAAUGCCAUAAUUUUAUUAAAGUCUUUGUCCCCAGGAAUGACGAGAUGGUGUUUGUCUGUGGAACCAAUGCAUUUAACCCCAUGUGCCGCUACCUUAGGCUGAAUACCUUGGAGUAUGAUGGAGAAGAAUUCAGUGGCUUAGCCAGGUGCCCGUUCGACGCCAGGCAAACCAAUGUCGCCCUCUUUGCUGAUGGCAAACUCUAUUCUGCAACGGUUGCAGAUUUUCUGGCAAGUGAUGCGGUAAUUUACCGAAGCAUGGGGGACGGGUCGGCAUUGAGAACAAUAAAAUACGACUCCAAGUGGAUUAAAGAGCCCCAUUUCCUUCAUGCCAUUGAAUACGGGAACUUUGUGUAUUUCUUCUUUCGAGAGAUUGCCGUGGAGCAUAAUAACUUAGGCAAGGCUGUGUACUCCCGUGUAGCUCGCAUAUGCAAAAACGACAUGGGUGGCUCUCAGAGAGUGCUGGAGAAGCACUGGACGUCAUUCCUGAAAGCGCGCCUCAACUGUUCCGUCCCCGGGGAUUCGUUUUUCUACUUUGACGUGCUCCAGUCGAUCACAGACAUAAUAGAAAUCAACGGAGCCCCUACUGUUGUCGGCGUAUUCACUACGCAGCUUAACAGCAUCCCCGGUUCCGCAGUGUGUGCCUUUAGCAUGGAGGACAUUGAGAAAGUCUUCAAAGGAAGAUUUAAGGAACAAAAGACUCCAGAUUCUGUUUGGACAGCUGUACCUGAAGACAAAGUACCAAGGCCGAGACCUGGGUGCUGUGCAAAACACGGCCUAGCAGAGGCUUACAAAACCUCCAUUGAUUUCCCAGAUGAAACCCUCUCUUUCAUCAAAUCCCACCCUUUGAUGGAUUCCGCCGUUCCCUCCGUCAUUGAGGAGCCUUGGUUUACAAAGACAAGGGUCAGGUAUCGGUUGACAGCGAUCGCAGUGGACCACUCUGCCGGCCCGUAUCAAAACUACACAGUCAUCUUUGUUGGCUCUGAAGCUGGAAUGGUACUUAAAAUCUUGGCAAAGACCAAACCUUCUUCUUUGAAUGACAGCGUGUUACUGGAAGAGAUUGAUGCAUACAAUCAUGCAAAGUGUAAUGGGGAUGGUGAAGAGGACAAGAAGGUCAUCUCCCUGCAACUGGACAAAGAGCACCAUGCCUUAUUUGUUGCAUUCUCCAGCUGCGUCAUUAGAAUUCCACUCAGCCGCUGCGAGCGACACGGGUCAUGCAAAAAGUCUUGCAUUGCGUCUCGAGAUCCUUACUGUGGCUGGCUGAACCAUGGGACCUGUGGAAGAGUGAAAUCAAGCAUGUUGUUAUCUUUGUUUGUUUCAUACAACCACAGCGUUGGAGGAUAUGAGCAAGAUGUGGAAUAUGGCAACACCGCACAACUCGGGGAUUGCCACGAAAUUUUGCCUACUACAACUACACCAGAUUACAAAAUAUUUGGCGAUCCAACAUCUGACAUGGCGUUACCCUCAACUUCUGUUACCACAGUGGAAAGUAUCCCAGUUUUCUCACCCAAAGUGAUGGGUUCCUGGAAACCUAAAGUGACUGGCUCCCGGAAAUUUGUAGCCCAAGAUGACCCAAACACCUCUGAUUACUCUGAUUCAUUAUCAGGGGUCCCGAAGGGUGUCAGGUGGGAAGUCCAGUCAGGAGAUUCUAACCAAAUGGUGCACAUGAAUGUCCUGAUCACAUGCGUCUUUGCCGCCUUCCUGCUGGGAGCCUUUAUUGCAGGCGUGGCUGUUUACUGUUACCGGGAUAUGUUUGUGAGAAAGUCCAGGAAGAUACACAAAGACGCAGAGUCAGCUCAGUCCUGUACGGACUCGAGCGGGAGUUUCGCCAAGCUGAACGGCCUCUUUGAUAGCCCAGUCAAGGAGUAUCAACAGAAUAUCGAUUCUCCCAAGCUGUAUUCAAACUUGUUAACAAGCAGAAAAGAGAUGCCGCCAACGGCCGACACGAAGUCCAUGAUGAUGGUGGACCACAGAGGCCAACCGCCAGAACUGGCAGCUCUUCCAACACCAGAAUCCACGCCGGUGCUGCAGCAAAAGACUUUGCAGUCUAUGAAAAGUCAGAUGGACAAAGCGCAGAACAACCUCAGUGCUUCUAGAAAAGAAACUCCUCUGAAGAGCCCUCAGUUUUUCCCGUCCAGUCCUCCACCUCAUUCUCCUCUAAGUCACGGACACAUCCCCAGCGCUAUUGUUCUUCCAAACGCCACCCACGACUACAACAUGUCCUUCUCGAAUUCCAACGCACACAAAGCAGACAAGAAGAUGCAGAACAUGGACCACCCGCACACAAAGUCAUCGGGCAAGAGAGACCACAGGAGGUCUGUGGAUUCCAGGAACACCUUGAACGAUUUCCUGAAACAUUUGAACGAAAUGCCUAGCAACCCCAAAGCCAUUAUGGGAGACCUCCAGGUGGCUCACCAAACUUUAAUGCUGGAUCCCAUGGGAAACAUGACUGAGAUCCCGCCUAAAGUUCCCAACAGGGAAGCCUCUUUGUAUUCUCCUCCAUCCACCCUUCCGCGAAACAGUCCGACGAAACGGGUGGACGUCCCUACCACGCCGGCGGUACCCAUGACCUCUUUGGAAAGACAGAGGGGCUACCACAAAAAUUCAUCGCAGCGGCAUUCUAUAUCAGCCCUCCCUAAAAACUUAAACUCGCCCAAUGGCGUGCUGCUGUCGCGGCAGCCGAGUAUUAACCGCGGGGGAUACAUACCUCCCGGAGGAGGCUCAAAGAUGGACUACAUGCAAGGGGCACCAGUGAGUGUCCAUCUACAGCCUUCCUUGUCUAGGCAAAGCAGUUACACGAGCAAUGGAACGCUCCCUCGGACAGGGAUAAAGAGGACGCCCUCCCUCAAACCAGACGUGCCGCCCAAACCCUCGUUCGCUCCCCAGACGCCUUCAGUCAGACCACUGAACAAAUACAGCUACUGAGACUUGCGUAUUCUGUCAAGAGGUGUGGGAUGAUGUUGCAGGACAGACAAUAAGACAGUGACUCGCUUGUCAUGAGAAACACACACACACGGAGAGAGAGAGAGAGAAUGAACAAGCCGCCAAAGAACCUGUUCUUACUCCAGCAACAUCUGGGAUUUUGCCACACACCUGGCUUAAAGCAAGGCUCAUCUUGCUAAACAGAUUAUAACAAAGGAAGGUGCUGGCCCUUCACAUUUCUUUUGUUUGGAGCAGAGGAGACAUGUAGCACAAUGGGAGGGGGAACUACCUGAGCAAAAGUACUUGGGGAGGAAAGGGGGAGGGGGAAAAGAUCUGCGAGCAAAAAUACUUGAAGAUAAUAAUAAUAAUAAUAAUAACAAUAACAAUAAAAUGGGGUUCAUUUUUAGACUGCCAUAAUGUGUAGUCUUCCCAUGAAAUGUGAACAUUUUAAUAUGUAUGCAUUUGCCUUGCCUCUUGCACAAAUGUCAGCAAAUGAUAAUGUCUCAACAAGUAUGUUGGUUAAUAAGCAACUUGCUGAACUUUGGUCUCUAGUCCAACUGUAGCAUUUUUCUUUUCCUCCAAAGGAUGACAUUUUUGUUUAUGAUGAGAAUAAAGGUGUUUGUGUGUGAGGGUGUGAGUGUGCGCACAAAGCUAGGAGGUAUUCAAUAUCAUUGCAUCUUUUAAGUUACAGAAACGUUUACAUUUGAGUUUGACUAAACAGACAGAUGGCUCUGGUUCAGAUUAUUUUGGAUUGCAUGAGGUGUACAGCAGAUCUCAUGUGGGAAGCUUUGUGCUGUCAGAUUUCUGCCCUGGGCAGAACUAGUUACUAUGUGAAAUGGUGCAAAUGUGCUCAUUCUAAAUUAUGCUGCUAUAGAGUCAGAUGUCUAAAUUCCAAGUGUAGCAUUAAUAGAGGUCCAUGGCAGUAGGGAUGGUUAAAUCAGUCCAUUUUGGUUUCUCGUUUUCCUGAUAUUCAGUUUGGCCAAUUUCUGCAGCAGUUUGGAAAUUUUUACUUCAGAGAAAUGCAAAUUCCAAAGGGUUUGCAUGGUGCUUUGGGAAGCACAAAUUAAGGUAGGUUAACAUGAAAAUGCGAACCGAAUUGAUUUCUCCCCCAUCUCCAGUGCUCAGCUGGUCUUUCAGUCCACCUGACUUCCCAACCUGAAUGCAAACUUUAGAACUUCUAACUGUUCUUCAUCCAGAACAAAGUUUCCAUUAUGGUCAGACUCUCUAGUUCAAAAAGCAGUUCAUUUGUUUGUUUUUAAACACCGCCUUCCCACAAACUGAGACAAAAUAAGGCAGGGGGAAUGAGAAGGGCAACGAAAGGGGGAAACACGACAUUCCCAAGUAGAAAAGACCCUAAGAGAAAAAAGGAGAUAUUUUCCAGAUGCAAAGAAUUGCUUCAUUGGCCCCCAACAAGCCAGGGCUGUUCAUGUACCCACCUGUAUUUAGCGAACAAGGAAUUGAGGAGCAAACCUAUGGCUUGUAUAUUUGCUUAGCCCAAUGUGGGAUAAGAGGAACUACUGCUCCCUGCAUCCAUGGCAAGUGCUUACACCAGCCUCUCCCAAGCUGGUGUCCUCUGGGUGUUUUGGAGGACAACACAGCCGUGCUGGCUGGGGCUGAUGGGACUUGCAGACCAGAACAUCUGGAGAGCACCAGGUGGAGGAAGGCUGGUUUACACCAUCAUAGGCUGGCCCCUCCUCACUCUGAGAUGUUUACUUGUGAGGCAUAUGUGAGCCAUGUCCCUUUUCUACAAAAGAAAAGACAGAAGAGAAAUGUGGAAUAAGAUGUUCACAUUCUUAAUAUUAUUUUGUAGCCCUUUCCAACAGAAAUGAAGAUACAUCAGUAAGGCUUGGCAGGAUCCGCCCAAGAAAAAUUUGACAGUAGUGCAAUCAAUUUGUUUAGCUUGUGGUUUCUCCAUAGUCAUGCCGGUAAUGACAAUAUUCUGUAAAUAUUCUGUGUGUUUACCUGGAUCUGUGCAUUUUGUGCCUUAUUCAUGAAAAUGAUUUCCUUUCCUUUUUUAAAAGAAAACCCUACACUAAACCCCUGUCAAGUGUUCUGGGUAACAGCACAUCACAAUUCCCCACAUGCCAGCUGUAAGUUCUCUCAACAGUAUCCGAAAAGAUGAAAGAAAGGGGGGGGAUAUCCCCACAAGAACAAUUAAUUAACAAUGAAAAGGCAGCCUCUAAGCUGAGGAGACAGCAGCAUUAAAUCAACCUUUUUCGCACUAAACACCCCACCCCUAACUAGCUUAAGGAUCAAACAGUUAUAAUGUGAAAUCAUAUGAGGUUUCUGGGGUAAUGGAACACCUGCUAAAGCUGAGCACGCUUCUUACUGGGCUGCUAUGGUACGUGUUUGCAGCUGAUGUUCAUCACAGAUGGUGAUCUUAGCUUGUAAAUGAUGCCCUAGUACUUGUAUGCUGAACGUUGCCAUCAGCAUAUAGCCCACACAGGGGGAUAGUCGUGAGCUGAUAGGACAAGUACCUUCCAUCCAAAACACUGGCUUCUAUUUCAUGUUAAUCAGGGAAAGAAAAGAUCUCCGUCUCUCUCUGUCUCAAAUAAAAGGGAUCCUUGUUCCUUAAUAUAUAGAAUUAUUUUCCCUUUUCCAUUUUGUAUGUUGACCAUUGAAGACCUUUACUCCCCCCUCCAAAAAUACUUAGGAUCGUUUUCCCCCCACCUAAAAAUAUUUUCACUCUUGCAACUAAUAAUUUUAAAAUGAGAAUCAAAUGACAAAAAAAAAUUGACUUCACUUUACAAAUAGUAAUGAAUAAUACAUACUUGUGUGAAACGGAAACAUAAAUGUUAUGUGAACCCAAAUAACUUUCUGUAACAUUGUGCUGCCUUGUUAGAUGGUAAUGUGAGUUCGCUCAGUAUUUAUGUUGAAAUCUUUUUAACAUUCAACAUAGUCUUUAUUCUGUUAAUUUAUAAUUUUUGUUGGGUUUUGGGUUGGGGUUUGUUUUUUUUUUAAUUAAAAAAUAAAUAAAAAACAUGCUUUAUCCAUUUGUGCAAAGGUAAAUGCAGAUUGUAUCUUUUUUAAUGGUACAGCUUAUAAAAGUAACCCUAAAAAAAAAAAUGAAAGCUGCUCUAUAUGGUCUAUAGAGUACUUUAACAUGUAUAGAUAUCUUGUAAACUUGUAUUGUGGAUGUGUAAAUAAUACGUCCUUUUGGGUUUUUAACACCGCAUGUAAAGUCAAAAUAAACUAUUCAAAAGUA
Molecule: messenger RNA, 7130 nt
Organism: Podarcis muralis (Common wall lizard)
Lineage: Eukaryota; Metazoa; Chordata; Lepidosauria; Squamata; Lacertidae
Gene: SEMA6D
Product: semaphorin 6D
Biological process (GO): neural crest cell migration; semaphorin-plexin signaling pathway; positive regulation of cell migration
Cellular component (GO): plasma membrane
Molecular function (GO): chemorepellent activity; semaphorin receptor binding
Source: RefSeq, a predicted model, not a curated record